AUGACUUUUAAACUGCAGCAUGCAUUCUUAGUACGGUGUGAGGAGGCAUAUAAUCUCGUUCAAGGGUUUUUAAAUGAUACUUUACCAACUGGGUUGGUGUCACAAAGGCGAGUCGGAUAUAUAUAUAAUCAAGCAUUAAGACAAUCUGUUAAAGACAAAGUAUUACUAAGUAUAGAAAAGUUAUCUGUUUCUAUAGAUAGACAUGGUUUGGAGGAAAUUGCCAUUUCAUAUAAUGGUGGGAAAGAUUGUUUAGUAAUGCUCAUAUUAAUAUUAGCCACCAUUCAUAAAAAGCAUUUGGCUAAUGCAAAUGCCCAUCUACAUAUUCCAAAAGAUUAUAAAUUAGAUUCAAUUUAUAUAAACUCAGAAACCCCCUUUCCCGAAGUAUCAGCAUUUAUAGAAUCAUCAACUAAUCAUUAUAAUUUAAAUCCUAUCACUAUAAAAUCAAAAUUAAAAGAAGGAUUUGAAUAUUAUCUUCAUGACGUCAAUACGAAAGUGAAAUGUAUCGUGGUGGGAAUAAGGUAUAAUGAUCCAUAUGGUAGUAAAUUGCAAUAUGAAGAUCCCACCGAUCAUGAUUGGCCUAAAUUCUUAAGAAUUCAUCCUAUUUUACAUUGGAAUUAUGUCGAUAUUUGGGAUUUCUUAAUCGGAUGUGAUUUAGAUUAUUGUUCAAUGUAUGAUGAUGGAUAUACUAGUUUAGGAGGGAUACAUAAUACUAUUCCUAAUCCAUUCUUAAAGAAAGAAGGAACUGAAAAUGACUAUUAUCCCGCAUAUACUUUAGUUGAAAAAGCCGAUGAAAGAGAAAGAAUGGGUAGAAAUGUACAAAAGACAGUAUAG
Scheffersomyces coipomensis is the source of this 831-nucleotide messenger RNA. RefSeq names its product FMN adenylyltransferase (gene FAD1). Lineage: Eukaryota; Fungi; Ascomycota; Pichiomycetes; Serinales; Debaryomycetaceae. Bases 1 to 831 code for a protein of 276 amino acids. The transcript has 2 exons. The record is from RefSeq and is a predicted model, not a curated record. Gene Ontology annotation, biological process: FAD biosynthetic process. Gene Ontology annotation, molecular function: FMN adenylyltransferase activity.